Messenger RNA from Lagenorhynchus albirostris (white-beaked dolphin), 1617 nucleotides. It is a transcript of the gene KCNK10, whose product is annotated as potassium two pore domain channel subfamily K member 10. Gene Ontology annotation, cellular component: membrane. The transcript is spliced from 7 exons. Gene Ontology annotation, biological process: potassium ion transmembrane transport; stabilization of membrane potential. The record is from RefSeq and is a predicted model, not a curated record. The coding region runs from base 1 to 1617 and encodes 538 amino acids. NCBI's taxonomy places the organism in Eukaryota, Metazoa, Chordata, Mammalia, Artiodactyla, Delphinidae. Gene Ontology annotation, molecular function: potassium ion leak channel activity.
AUGAAAUUUCCAAUCGAGACUCCAAGAAAACAGGUGAACUGGGAUCCUAAAGUGGCCGUUCCUGCAGCAGCGCCCCCGGUGUGCCAGCCCAAGGGCACCACUGACGGGCAUUACGCGGCCCCACGCCUCUCCAUCUCCUCCCGAGCCACGGUGGUAGCCAGAAUGGAAGGUGCCUCCCAGGGGGCCCUGCAGACCGUCAUGAAGUGUAAAACAGUGGUUGCCAUCUUCGUGGUCGUGGUGGUCUACCUCGUCACGGGCGGUCUCGUCUUCCGGGCAUUGGAACAGCCCUUUGAGAGCAGCCAAAAGAACACUAUUGCCAUGGAGAAGGCAGAAUUCCUGCGGGAUCAUGUCUGUGUGAGCCCACAGGAGCUGGAGACAUUGAUUCAGCAUGCUCUUGACGCUGACAACGCAGGAGUAAGCCCCAUAGGAAACUCUUCUAACAACAGCAGUCACUGGGACCUCGGAAGUGCCUUUUUCUUUGCUGGAACUGUCAUCACCACCAUAGGGUAUGGGAAUAUUGCUCCAAGCACUGAAGGAGGCAAAAUCUUUUGCAUUUUAUAUGCCAUCUUUGGAAUUCCACUUUUUGGUUUCUUAUUGGCUGGAAUUGGAGACCAACUGGGAACCAUUUUUGGGAAGAGCAUUGCAAGAGUGGAGAAGGUCUUUCGAAAAAAGCAAGUGAGUCAGACCAAGAUCCGGGUCAUCUCGACCAUCCUGUUCAUCUUGGCCGGCUGUGUUGUGUUUGUGACAAUCCCCGCUGUCAUUUUCAAAUACAUUGAGGGGUGGACGGCCCUGGAGUCCAUUUACUUUGUGGUGGUCACUCUCACCACGGUUGGCUUUGGUGAUUUUGUGGCAGGGGGAAACGCUGGCAUCAAUUACCGGGAGUGGUAUAAGCCCCUAGUGUGGUUUUGGAUCCUUGUUGGCCUUGCCUACUUUGCAGCUGUCCUCAGUAUGAUCGGAGAUUGGCUACGGGUUCUGUCCAAAAAGACAAAAGAAGAGGUGGGUGAAAUCAAGGCGCACGCGGCCGAGUGGAAGGCCAACGUGACGGCGGAGUUCCGGGAGACGCGGCGGCGGCUGAGCGUGGAGAUCCACGACAAGCUGCAGCGGGCGGCCACCCUCCGCAGCAUGGAGCGCCGGCGCCUGGGCCUGGACCAGAGGGCACACUCGCUCGACAUGCUCUCCCCCGAGAAGCGCUCCGUCUUCGCCGCGCUGGACGCGGGCCGCUUCAAGGCCUCGUCCCAGGACAGCAUCAACAACCGGCCCAACAACCUACGCCUGCAGGGGUCCGAGCAGCUCAACAAACACGGGCAGGGAGCCUCUGAGGACAACAUAAUCAACAAGUUCGGGUCCGCCUCCAGGCUCACCAAGAGGAAGAACAAGGACAUCAGAAAGACCUUGCCCGAGGAUGUUCAGAAGAUCUACAGGACCUUCCGGAAUUACUCCCUGGAUGAGGAGAAGAGAGAGGAGGCGGCGGAAAAGGUGUGUAACCCGGACCACUCGAGCACGGCCGUGUUGACUGACUGCAUCCAGCCGCAGGCCGAGAUGGAGAAUGGCGUGGCCCCCACGGACACCAAAGACCAGGAGCGCGAGAACAACGCGUUACUUGAAGGCAGAAACUAA